Molecule: messenger RNA, 5557 nt
Organism: Talpa occidentalis (Iberian mole)
Lineage: Eukaryota; Metazoa; Chordata; Mammalia; Eulipotyphla; Talpidae
Gene: ZNF713
Product: zinc finger protein 713
Exons: 6
Coding region: 126-1562 (478 amino acids)
Biological process (GO): negative regulation of transcription by RNA polymerase II
Molecular function (GO): DNA-binding transcription repressor activity, RNA polymerase II-specific
Source: RefSeq, a predicted model, not a curated record
GGACGGCGUCACGGACACCGCCCCGGGCCCAGAGGCCACCGCUUCUGCCUGGGAGGCCGCCCGCCUCGGCCCUCUCUGAGCAAGACACUGUGCGGCCGCAGCCUCCCGGCUUGGCGCGCCCGGUUAUGCCUUCUCAGAAUGCUAUACUUUCCCAGGAGGGGAACAUGAAAGUGAAAGAAAUGAAUGAUGAAUCACAGAUAUUAAAGUCCCAGGAAUCACUGACAUUCCAGGAUGUGUCUGUGGACUUCACCAGGGAAGAGUGGGACCAGCUGUACCCUGCUCAGAAGAACCUCUACCGAGAUGUGAUGCUGGAGAACUACAGGAAUUUGGUUGCCCUGGGGCAUCAACUUUAUAAGCCAGAGGUGAUCACUCAGUUGGAGCAAGAGGAGCAGUGGAUGAUGAAAAGGGGCGGCUCACUGGACACUCAUCCAGAAGGAAGACAGAGAAAGAAGGAAAUCAACGAAAGUGACCAUGAGCAUGCUGAUCAGGCUGCCAUGUUUCCAGAUGGGGAGAAUAGACCCGAAAUCAAAAAAUCAACUCCAGACCAGGACAUUUCUAAUGAAAAUCAAACCCAUGACAGAAUCAUGGAGAGACUAACAGGAGACAGUUUCUGGUAUUCCAUCUUAGGAGGUCUCUGGGACUUUGAUUACCAGUUAGAGUUUAACCAAGAAAACCAGCAGAGACAUUUAGGACAAGGAUCUUUCACCCACAAAAAUAUCACAAAGGAAAGGAGUCUUGAAUGUAAUAGAUUUGGGGAAAACUGUAAUCUGAACUCAAGCCUUACUGUGCAUCAGAGAAUUCCCUCAAUUAAAUUACCCCUUAAUUCUGAUACACAAGGAAAUAGCAUCAAACAUAAUUCAGAAAUGAUUUACUAUCAGGGAAACUAUGUAAAACAGAACGCUUAUGAAUAUAAUGAGUGUGGAAGAAUCUUCAAUCAACAUAUUCUUCUUACUACUCAUAUUCAUGCUAGAGAGAAAUCCAGUGAAUGUGGGAAAGCCUUCAGUCACAAUUCAUCUCUUACUCAAUCUCAGAUAGUCCUUACUGGAGAGAAGCCCUAUAAGUGUGACGAAUGUGGGAAAAGAUUCAGCCAGAGGAUACAUCUCAUUCAACAUCAGAGAAUCCACACAGGAGAAAAACCUUUUACAUGCAAUGAAUGUGGGAAAGCCUUCCGUCAGCAUUCAUCCUUUACUCAACACUUGAGAAUUCAUACUGGAGAGAAACCGUAUAAAUGUAAUCAAUGUGGUAAAGCCUUUAGCCGUAUCACAUCACUUACUGAACAUCAUAGACUUCAUACUGGAGAGAAACCUUAUGAAUGUAGUUUUUGUGGGAAGGCCUUCAGUCAGAGGACACAUCUUAAUCAGCAUGAGAGAACUCAUACAGGAGAAAAACCUUAUAAGUGUAAUGAAUGUGAGAAAGCCUUUAGCCAGAGUGCACACCUUAAUCAACAUAGAAAAAUACAUGUUCGGGAGAAAUUAUGUGAAUAUAAUAAAUGUGGAAAAACUUUAAGCCACAAUCCUUCACUUACUCAGCAGCACAUAGCUCAUAGGGGGGAAAUCAUAUGAAUUUAUAAAUGUAGGAAAUUUCUGGUCAGACUUUUUCAUACCAUUCAAUAAUAAAUUAAUCAAACAGAGAGAAAGAUUAUAAACUUUGACCGAAUAGCAACCAAAUAAAUUUAGACCUUAAGCUAGUAGCAUAUUCUCUUCCCAGGAGUGGUUACAAAUAGUAAAAAUAAUUUAUUUUAUAAGCACUAUUAUAUUGGAGUCAGGUUCUAAAUCUUACAUGAAACUUUUUUUAAUGACCAGAAAUCCAGUAGGCAAUAAUCUAUAAUGAUUUGCCUGUAAGUUUUUAUGGUGCAAAGUUUUAAAAUUAUAUAUCAAGGCAAUAGUAUAAUAUAACCUGUCACAUAGAAUUGAAAUAGCCAGAAGAGAGCAAUAUUUCUCAAAAUUCAGUCAUUUGUGUGCUUCCUUUGCAGUUUUUAUCAUACCUAGUAUUUACCUAACUUUUUUCUUUAAGUCAACUCAGACUUUUUAGCCUUGUCCUAGGAAAUAUUAUUGAAAUUAUGAGUUUUAUAUGCUAAUUAUAUUUGCUACUUCCCAUCAAAUUAAAUAUAUAACUUUGAAAUUUAAAAUAUUGUGUAUAUUGGUGUACUACCUAAAAUCUUGUGUACUACUAUUUGAGAAACAAUUUUAUAGCAUAUUGACAAUAAUAAUAUAUUUCUAUUCUUUUAGCAAUUCUGCAUUACUUUUGUUGUUCGAGUCCUAGGAUCACUUUAAGAAGCGUCUCAGACAAGAGUGAGGGUCUUACUGCUCAACUAUAAAAGACUGAUUCAGACUAACCCACUUUUCUUUAUUGCUCUAAUUUUUAAUUUACCUAUAGCAAACAUAGAUUUUUUUUAAUUGAAAUUGUUGUUUCUGCUAUAUUUGCAGAGAGGAGUUUUGUUUUCAUACUGAUGACAGGCUAAUAAUCCAUAUGUCACUCUACACCCCUGGAGACUGUAGCAGAGGGUGAGCUGUGGUACCCUGUUGAGGCCAAGAACCAGGGAAGACCAUUAUUGACUGAUAUAAACAACUAUAAAAGCAUCACUAAUUGACUUAAUUCAUUUUAUUUAUUAAAAUAUAUGUAUAUUACUUUUUUCUAGAAAGAAUUUAAGGUGGUUUAAUUAGAUUUUUAUAAUCAUUGCCUUGUUUUAUAGAAGUCAUACUUUGAUAUCACAAAGCUUUAUAAAUGUAAAUUGUCCUAAGCCAUAAAUAGCAGCAAUUAUGGGGCUGCUUCGGUUUCUUGGCUUUCCAUUUUUCUCUCAGUCUUCCCAGGCAUAGCUGAAGGAGCCAUGAGGCUAAAGCAGGAACACUGUUCUCCUGUUUUCUUAUGUUUUUUUCUAACAUAGCUGCCUUCUCAAGAAUUUUUUCCUAUGAAAGGGAUAGAUUCUAUAUGUCUGAGUGAAAGCUGAAAUGAUUUAAAGACUUCUACAAAUUCAAACACUAAAUAAAAACCAAGAAAGUAAACUGAUAAAAUUAAUUUCAUCACAGUUACACUUUUCAAAGUGCAUUUAUCUUUCAUGCAAGAAUGGAUGUAAACUAGUUCAUAAAACCCUGAGUUACUAAAAAUCAGGGGGGAUUUCUAAUAAUAUUUUAUGUUCAAAUAUCUGUGUAGUAGAGAUCAUUUUGAAGGGCAGUUCAUUUCUGGAAGUAUCUCUUUACCUAAAGGAGCUGUAUUUAAUAUUCAUUUGCCAUAAUGAGUAUAGGGCACUCAGAUUUCAGAAACAAAGAGUGAGCUAAGGUGAAAUCUCAACAGCAGAGUUGUGUCAUAAAAGAAGUCAUGAUCAGCUGUUGAUAAAGGCUUUGAUGAGAGUUUAAUUUGCAGCGAGGAUUAAAAUAAAAACCUCAAUAUACCACAAAGAGGACUAAGUGCUCCAAUAUAAAACAAUAUAUUGCAGCUCAAGUAAAAAAGAAUAUGGGAUUUUCACAAGAGGAUCAGCAGAAGUUGGGCAAUCCCAGAAAAGAGGUAUCUGGACUGAACCAGACCAUCGUUGGCUAAGGAUUUUCACCAAUUCCUCAUAUAUAGAAUUUUCAAACUAGAAAGCAUAUUAUACAUUUCUUAGAGUCAAAAAUGAUUAUGCUUAUAUUCACUGUACAGUAAACUAUGCCAUUCUGAUAUGAAUUUAUUCUCAUGUGAGCCUUUGUCUCUUUAAAUGUUCCAAGUUAAGGAGUGAACCCUAGAUAUUUUAGUUACGUUGAAAUACUGGUGCUCCAAGUAUGGGAACCAAGGGAAUUGUACUCAUUCAAAAAUCUGUGGUACCAUUUAUUUCUGUCUCAGAAGGCAAAGCAUUACCCUUUCACAUCAGUUUAUCUGGUUCAUCUAAAUAACACCAUCCAAUCAGGUGUUACAGCCCUUCUUUUAUGGAAGAGAUACUUAACCUUAGACACGGUAAUAAAUAAUUUAUUAUUCAGGGUUAUUCAGACUGAAAUGUCACUAAGAACAUCAUCUUAUUCCUAAUCCAGUAGAUACAAACAGUGCCUGGAACAGUCUUUUAUAACACUCUGAAAACAUUUGGUAAAUGUAUCAACAUUAAUAAAAUGAAAGAUUGCUAUCAACACCAAAAUUUGUGUGACUCCUUUUCUCAGAAACAGAGUAUUAAAGGAUCAUGUUGAUGGAUUCUUUUAUCUAAAGGGUGUGGGUUUGGAGAAAAACAUUACAAUUUGUGUUUUGAUUAAUGUUCAACUUAUUAAUUAAAGAAACCAGAUGACAUUCUUUAAGCAACCAAUGUUCCUCUACUUAUCAUAGAUGUACCCUUAAUAAAAUGUAAGAACUAGAAGUAGAGAUCCCCAUUCUUUUAAACACUGACUUCAUAUUUAAAGAAUGGACACCACCAAGAGUGAAGCCCAAUAUAAACUAUAGUUGGUAAUAAUGUAUCUAUAUUGGCUUAUCAAUUGUAAUAAAUGUACCACACUAAAUCAAGAUGUUAAAGUAAAAGGACAGGAUGGGGAGAACUUGGAUGAGGGGUAUAUGGAAACUGUACUUUAUGCUCAGUUUUUCCGUGAACCUAAAAUUGCUCCAAAAUGUCUACAGAACUCAUUUGAAAGUCACUUUUAAAAAGUAAUGUUUCAGUCAUAUAUUAUAAAGGAUGAAUUCAUGAAAAAAUUACAUAGAAGAUCUGAUACUCUGGGAAGAUGUUCAAGACAAGAUGAAAUGGUGUCAUCUAAAUUAUUUAAAGAAGUAUGCACAGGAGAAAAUGCCUAAGGGUAAGUACUAGGAGGCAAAGCAGCAUCUGUUGUCAAAUAUGAAUAUCAGAAGGUAAAACUAUCUGAUCUACUAUAUGUUAUGUCUGUAUAACAUUCCAGAAGAAAGACCAGUUACCAAGACAAUUCAGGCCUUCAUUGAGUGGAACCUUGAUAUGACUCCCUUCUGUUUCUAUUUCAACAGUGUUGCACUGAGCAUCCUAGGUGUCCUAAUGUAACUGUCCUAAGUGACAUUUACUUAGGCUGAUUCCUCCCACUGCAGGAUAAGUAAAUGUUGUCUCUAGAGUGGGAUUUUUGUGCAAAAAAUCACAGGGAUGAAGCUAGAGGGAGCUGCUGUCCAUGCUCAACAAACUGUUCUGAGAUACUAUAUAUUAACAAAUCACCAAGUCAAAUUCUGGCCUGUACCCCUGCUCUUGUAUACAUAAAUAAAUAAAUCUUUAAAAAAAAAAUUCUACUUUUAAAUCCCAAGGACCUUUCUUCUGCUGGGAUCUCACAUGUUCUACCUCUUGCCAAAAGUCCCCGAGGGUUUAGAUGCUGGGUCUGCGCUUAUGGUGAUUGUAGCCAAGAAGCAAAUCAUAGAUAAACAUUAUCACAAACUGUUUAUAACUUUCCAUUUUGCACAAAAGCCCAUUUAUCUUUCCUAAAAGUCUUAAUUUUUUUCCCAUAGGAGUCCUUCCUCCUCCCCUUCCCUCAUUGUUGGCAUAUAAAUCCCUACCUCUAGUUGUUCAGUGAAUCUAUUCAUCUAUAUACUACAUGCAUGUAUAAACCUGUCUUUUCUCUUGUUAGUCUCCUGUAACUUCCCUCCCCUUCCCUUCCUGCCC